Messenger RNA from Chaetura pelagica (chimney swift), 1674 nucleotides. RefSeq names its product gamma-glutamyltransferase 5 (gene GGT5). NCBI's taxonomy places the organism in Eukaryota, Metazoa, Chordata, Aves, Apodiformes, Apodidae. The record is from RefSeq and is a predicted model, not a curated record. Gene Ontology annotation, cellular component: plasma membrane. The coding region runs from base 1 to 1674 and encodes 557 amino acids. Gene Ontology annotation, molecular function: leukotriene-C(4) hydrolase activity; glutathione gamma-glutamate hydrolase. Gene Ontology annotation, biological process: inflammatory response; glutathione catabolic process; leukotriene D4 biosynthetic process. The transcript has 12 exons.
AUGUCCAGGGGGAGGAUCUGCUGCCUAGUGCUGUUGACCUUGGGGGUGCUGGCGGUGGUUGUUGCACUCGUGGUCAUCCUGACACGACCCACCUGUGCUCCCCAGCACUACCUGCACGGCGCCGUGGCUGCCGACACUGAGACCUGCUCAGCCAUCGGCCGGGACAUCCUGAAAAGUGGAGGCACAGCUGUGGAUGCUGCCAUCGCUGGCUUGAUCUGCACCUCGGUGAUGAACCCUCAGAGCUCAGGACUGGGUGGUGGGGUCACAUUCACCAUCUAUAAUGCCAGCACAGGAACAGUGGAAGUGAUCAAUGCCCGUGAGACAGCUCCACGAGUGUUUCCUCACAAUCUGGUGUCUGGCUGUGCUGCUCCUUACCUCAUUGGUCCCCGCUGGAUUGCUGUGCCAGGAGAACUCCGUGGCUAUGAAGAAGCCCAUAAGCGACAUGGCCGCUUACCAUGGAAAGCCCUCUUUGAGCCAACCAUCAAACUUCUUUCCAAGCCACUUGUCAUUUCCCCAGUUUUGGACAAAAUGAUCCAUCACCCAUACUUCUCGGAUCUAGGAAAACGCCUGUGCCCACUGAUAUGUGAUGGUGGAAGGUUUUUGAAGCGUGGAGAGACCUUCAGGUGGCCAGUGCUGCAGCGGACACUGACAGCCAUAGCGGAAAGCGGAGCUGCAGCGUUUUAUGAGGGGCAGAUAGGAAAGGCCCUGGUGGAGGACAUCAGGAAGGCUGGGUCCAGUAUCUCACUAGAGGACCUUAAAGAAUACAAAGCAGAUGUGUCCCCAGCUCUGAACAUUACCCUGAACAAUCACACCACGGUGUUUUCUCCUGGACCACCCAUGGGAGGUGCUGUGCUCAUGUUCAUCCUCAAGAUACUGGAAGAUUAUAAACUCCAUGAAGCAUCACUGGCGAACCCCAGGGAGAGGGUGGAAACCUACCACCUCAUUGCAGAGGCUCUGAAGUUUGGCAAUAUGCUAAAGCCACUUAUGAGUGACCCAGCCUUCUCUGAAGCUCAGGUGACUGUGAGGACCAUGCUGUCUGACAAGAUCACCAAGCUUGCCAGAAGCCGAAUAGAUGACAAGGGUGACCAUCCUCUCAACCACUACAACUUGUUUGAGUCCAUCUACACCAGCAGAUACAAAAGUAAGGGCACAAGCCACAUCUCUGUGCUCGCUGCGGAUGGCAGUGCUGUGUCCGCCACCAGCACCAUCAACUACCCGUUUGGCUCCUUUGUGUAUUCCAACCAAACUGGGAUCAUUUUAAAUAAUGAACUCGCUGAUUUCUGCAUAGCAAACAGAAGCAUCAAAGCAGGAGAGAAGCCUCCCUCAGCAAUGGCACCUUCCAUCCUCAUUUCCAAGACAGGAGACAUGCUGGUGAUUGGAGGAGCAGGCGGGGCCUGGAUUACCAGUGCUACUACCAUGGCCAUUAUAAACAAGCUGUGGUUUGGCUAUGACUUGGAACAUGCCAUUUCAGCUCCCAUCAUGCAUGCUGAAGGUGACAAGAUUCUGUUUGAGACACACUUCAGUGAGGAGAUUAGGAGUGGCCUGCUGAGAAGAGGACAUAAAGAAAAGGAAGCUACAUUUGCAAUGAAUGUUGUGCAGGGAAUUUCUAAGGAAGGAAAAUGCAUCUCUGCUUACUCUGAUAAAAGGAAGAUGGGGAAAUCAGCUGGGUAUUAG